AUGGCCACCACGUUUCUGCAGACUUCUUCCUCCACUUUUGGGGGUGGCUCUACUCGGGGGGGUUCCCUUCUGGCCGGAGGAGGAGGCUUUGGUGGGGGGAGUCUCUACGGGGGCGGUGGGAGCCGUAGUAUCUCAGUUUCUUCUGCCAGGUUUGUCUCCUCGGGGUCAGCAGGGGGCUAUGGGGGUGGCUUUGGUGGUGGGGCCAGUAGUGGUUAUGGGGGUGGCUUCGGAGGUGGCUUUGGUGGGGGUUUUGGCAGUGGCUUCGGUGACUUCGGCGGUGGAGAUGGCGGCCUCCUCUCCGGCAACGAGAAGAUCACUAUGCAGAAUCUCAAUGACCGCUUGGCCUCCUACCUGGAGAAGGUGCGUGCCCUGGAGGAGGCCAACGCCGACCUGGAGGUGAAGAUCCGAGACUGGUACCAGAGACAGAGCCCAACCAGCCCGGAGCGUGACUACAGCCCCUACUUCAAGACCAUUGAUGAACUUCGGGACAAGAUCCUGGCGGCUGCCAUUGACAACUCCCGGGUCAUUCUGGAGAUUGACAAUGCCAGGCUGGCUGCUGACGACUUCAGACUCAAGUAUGAGAACGAGGUGGCCCUGCGCCAGAGCGUGGAGGCCGACAUCAAUGGCCUGCGCAGGGUGCUGGACGAGCUGACCCUGACCAAGACCGACCUGGAGAUGCAGAUCGAGAACCUGAAUGAGGAGCUGGCCUACUUGAAGAAGAACCACGAGGAGGAGAUGAAGGAGUUUAGCAACCAGCUCGCUGGCCAAGUUAACGUGGAGAUGGAUGCAGCACCAGGCGUGGACCUGACCCGCGUGCUGUCAGAAAUGAGGGAGCAGUACGAGGCCAUGGCGGAGAAGAACCGCCGGGAUGCUGAGGCCUGGUUCUUUAGCAAGACGGAGGAGCUGAAUAAGGAGGUGGCCUCCAACACAGAGAUGAUCCAGACCAGCAAGACGGAGAUCACAGACCUGAGACGCACGAUACAGGGGCUGGAGAUUGAGCUGCAGUCCCAGCUCAGCAUGAAAGCCGGGCUGGAGAGCACGCUGGCGGAGACAGAGUGCCGCUACGCUGCGCAGCUGCAGCAGAUCCAGGGUCUCAUCAGCAGCAUCGAGGGCCAGCUGAGCGAGCUCCGCGGUGAGAUGGAGUGCCAGAACCAGGAGUACAAGAUGCUGCUGGACAUCAAGACGCGGCUGGAACAGGAGAUUGCCACCUACCGCAGCCUGCUGGAGGGCCAGGAUGCCAGGCAGGGGCUGGGGUGCAGAGGGGGAAGUUCCUCCGCCAGCUAUGGAGGUGGCUUCGGGGGUGGCUCCUGCCAGCUCGGAGGAGGUCGCAGUAUCUCUACCUGCUCAACCCGGUUUGUCUCCGGGGGAUCUGCUGGGGGCUUUGGGGGUGGUGUGAGCUGCGGCUUCGGUGGAGGGGCCAGUAGUGGCUAUGGGGCUGGCUUCGGAGGUGGCUUCGGAGGUGGCUUUGGUGGGGGUUUUGGUGGAGGCUUCGGUGACUUCGGCGGUGGAGAUGGCAGCCUCCUCUCCGGCAACGAGAAGAUCACCAUGCAGAAUCUCAACGACCGCCUGGCUUCCUACCUGGAGAAGGUGCGUGCCCUGGAGGAGGCCAAUGCCGACCUGGAGGUGAAGAUCCGAGACUGGCACCUAAAGCAGACCCCGACCAGCCCGGAGCGUGACUACAGUCCCUACUUCAAGACCAUCAAUGAACUCCGGGACAAGAUCUUGGCGGCCACCAUUGACAACAACCGGAUCAUCCUGGAGAUUGACAAUGCCCGGCUGGCUGCCGACGACUUCAGGCUCAAGUAUGAGAAUGAGCUGACCCUGCGCCAGAGCGUGGAGGCCGACAUCAAUGGCCUGCGCAGGGUGCUGGACGAGCUGACCCUGACCAAGACCGAUCUGGAGAUGCAGAUCGAGAGCCUGAACGAGGAGCUGACCUACAUGAAGAAGAACCACGAGGAGGAGAUGAAGGAGUUCAGCAACCAGAUGGUCGGCCAGGUCAACGUGGAGAUGGAUGCCACCCCAGGCAUUGACCUGACCCGCGUGCUGGCAGAGAUGAGGGAGCAGUAUGAGGCCAUGGCAGAGAAGAACCGCCGGGAUGCAGAGGAAUGGUUCCACAGCAAGAGCGCUGAGCUGAACAAGGAGGUGUCUUCCAGCACGGCCAUGAUCCAGACCAGCAAGACAGAGAUCACCGAGCUCAGGCGCACACUCCAGGGCCUGGAGAUCGAGCUGCAGUCCCAGCUGAGCAUGCGGAAUUCCCUAGAAUCCACCCUGGCAGAGACUGAGGGCCGCUACAGCUCCCAGCUGGCCCAGAUGCAGGGCCUGAUCGGCAAUGUGGAGGCUCAGCUGGCCGAGAUCCGCUGUGACCUGGAGCGGCAGAACCAGGAGUACCAGGUGCUGCUGGAUGUCAAGGCCCGGCUGGAGUCAGAGAUCGCCACCUACCGCCGCCUGCUCGAGGGAGAAGACUGCAAGCUGCCUGCCCAUCCUUGUGCCACGGAAUGCAAGCCUGCUGGCAGAGUUCCUUACGUCUCGAGUGGGCCCUGUGCCCCGGGCCCCCAGCUCAGCACCCAGAUCCGCACCAUCACGGAGGAGUUCAGAGAUGGGAAGAUCAUUUCUUCCAGGGAGCAUGUGCAGCCGCUGUAA
Messenger RNA from Rangifer tarandus platyrhynchus (Svalbard reindeer), 2640 nucleotides. The record is from the annotation of a GenBank genome assembly. Lineage: Eukaryota; Metazoa; Chordata; Mammalia; Artiodactyla; Cervidae.